GUGCCCCUCAUUCCUCAUUUUAAGGGUCGCGAUAACUUUCACCGCCGAUUCUGAACAUGUCAACUUCCAUUUUGUCCAUUAACUUAAACACAUUUUCCAAUUUUCUCGUUUUUUAAUUUCCUUUCACAUAUUCAAGAAUAUACAAUAAAGAGGUCGUUCCUCUUCUUUUCUUCUCUUCAUCAUCAUCAUCAUCAUCUUUCCAGCAGAUCAUUUUCUUUUACACCAAGAGCCCCAGGCUCCUCAUAUGUUGCUGAGUGCCGAAUUAACAGGUAAACAAAAUGUCGUCUUUCAGCGGCACGCAGCAGAAAUGUAAGGCCUGUGAUAAGACUGUUCAUUUUGCGGAGAUGAUGUCAGCUGAUGGAGUUCCUUAUCAUAAUACUUGCUUUAGAUGCACCCAUUGCAAUGGACGACUCACGAUGAGCAACUAUUCUAAAUCCCCACUGGAUGGAUCCUUGUAUUGCAAGCCUCAUUUCGAGCAGCUCCUUCGGGAGAACGGAGGGUUUGCUAACAAACUUGCAACCUCGGGGAAGCCAAAUGGACUGAGCAGGGCUCCAAGUAAAGUAUCAACUUUGUUCUCUGGUACCCAAGAGAAAUGCAACGUCUGCAAGAAAACAGUUUAUCCUUUGGAGAAGGUGACGGUGGAAGGAGAAUUUUACCACAAAUCAUGCUUCAGGUGCGCUCACGGAGGCUGCUUUCUUAACCCCUCAUCUUAUGCUGCUCUAGAUGGGAUUCUCUAUUGCAAGCCCCACUUCUCUCAAUUGUUUAAGCAGAAGGGCUGCUACAAUCAUCUCACCAAGACAACUUCAUUGAAGAAAAGUGGUUCAGAAGAAGGAGCUGCGCUAGCAAAGGAGCAAGAAUCCAGCGCCGAACCAAAAGAAGAAGAAGCAGAAAACGCCCAAUAAGAAAAAAUAUGAAGUAGAAUCCGCACCCAGCCGCAUGAUUUCUAACGCUAUGAUCAUUUCUAGGGCAGGUUUUCUGUGGCAUUUUUGGCAUGUUAUCCGCUUUUGAUUGUUUGGUUGCAUUCAUGAA
Coffea arabica (coffee) is the source of this 1029-nucleotide messenger RNA. Its product is annotated as LIM domain-containing protein WLIM2b-like. Lineage: Eukaryota; Viridiplantae; Streptophyta; Magnoliopsida; Gentianales; Rubiaceae. The record is from RefSeq and is a predicted model, not a curated record.